Messenger RNA from Hydractinia symbiolongicarpus, 2048 nucleotides. Its product is annotated as ectonucleoside triphosphate diphosphohydrolase 7-like. Gene Ontology annotation, molecular function: nucleoside diphosphate phosphatase activity. The coding region runs from base 127 to 1950 and encodes 607 amino acids. NCBI's taxonomy places the organism in Eukaryota, Metazoa, Cnidaria, Hydrozoa, Anthoathecata, Hydractiniidae. The transcript has 9 exons. Gene Ontology annotation, cellular component: membrane. Gene Ontology annotation, biological process: nucleoside diphosphate catabolic process. The record is from RefSeq and is a predicted model, not a curated record.
CGUUCAGAACACGAUAAUCGGAAACCGGCAUAACCGACGUAAACAUUUAUUCUAAAAAUGGCGUCGCAAUUUUCUUCCUGAAAAUCAAAAAAUUUUCUUCCGCUGCCUUUGCCUACCAAUCUCUCCAUGGUUGGGAAAAUAACUAUUACACCACCAAAUGUAUGUUGCCAACGAUUUGUAACCAUCAUGGGUGGAGGACGGUAUUUAAAAAAUGACAACACUGCAAAGACUAUAAAUAAAUUCAAAAGGAUAUUUUCCAAACAUGUAUCAUUAGUUAUAUUUAUUUUUUUAUUCAUAUUUUUACUUUUCGUAUUGUAUAUUACAAAUCAAAAACCAAGUUAUAAACACACUGAGCAUAUAUAUGAUGGACAUGCUUUACAUAAUGCACAUAACUCGAAAUUUCAUUAUGGAAUUGUUAUUGAUUGUGGAAGCAGUGGUUCAAGAGUUUAUAUAUAUUAUUGGCCACCCCAUUCUGGUGGAAAGGAAGAACUUUUAAAAAUGAAACAAAUGAUAGAUGUUGAUGGUAAUCCAGUCAGACUGAAAAUCAAGCCAGGUAUUUCUUCUUUUGCUGACAAUCCUUUCAAUGCUUCACAUUCAUUGGCUCCACUUCUGAGGUUUGCAGCACAUCAUAUUCCACACAAGAAACAUCAAGAAACUCCUAUAUAUAUUCUUGCUACAGCUGGAAUGAGAAUAUUACCAAAAGUCAAACAAAACGCAAUAUUACAUAAUUUGAAAGUAAAUAUUCCAAAAAUGUCCGAGUUUUAUUUCACAGAGUCGCAGGUAGAAGUUAUAUCUGGAAAACAAGAAGGAAUAUACCUCUGGAUAGCUACAAAUUACGUUUUGGGUAGAUUUGACCACACUCACGACCUGUCAACGACUGCUGCGAAUACUGUUUCUCCUUUUUCACGAAAACAAACUGUCGGAACAAUCGAGAUUGGUGGAGCCUCUCUUCAAAUUGCAUACGAGGUUGCACAAAAUCAAUCUGUACCAGCUGAACUGGGUGCUACUAUUAAUCUUGGUUGCGAUAUGCACGCUACUAUACAUGAGUACAAAAUAUAUGUUACAACAUUUUUGGGGUAUGGUACCGACCUGGCGAGAAAAAGAUAUAUUCAACAUUUAUAUGAUAAAAACAAAGAAAAAAUAAGAUCGCAUGAAUCAAUUAUUGACGUUUGCUUGCCAACAGAUAUGGUGGACGAGCAAGAACACAACAAAACGAAGUUUAAAGUUACUGGCAAUGGUGACUUCAGUCAAUGUCAAAAGGCUUUACAACCGCUUAUAAAUAGUACAAGUCAUUGUCUAAAACCACCUUGUUCAUUUAAUGGAGUACACCAAACCGAGAUAGACUACAGAAAUGCAGAAUUUUAUGGAUUUUCGGAGUUCUGGUAUUCUUCGAAUGAUGUUUUGAGAAUUGGUGGAAAGUAUGAUCAAGAAAAGUUAGAAAAAGCUGCCAAGCAUUUUUGUCGAACAAAAUGGUCGAUGUUGAAACGUCAUUACGCAAUGGGUUUUUAUCCAAAAGCAGACGAUUUUCGAUUCAAAUACCAAUGUUUUAAAUCUGCAUGGAUGACGUCAGUUCUUCAUGAUGGACUCAACUUUCCCAGACAAUUUAAAGGAUUAACCACUGUACAACUCAUUCAUGGAAAGGAAGUGCAAUGGACAUUGGGUGCUAUCCUUUACAGAACCAGAUUUAUGCCGUUAAGAGAUAUGAAGCUGGAAGACAAAAAUACAGUAAAAGCACAGCAAUAUGGUGGCUUAUGGAUUAUCUUUCGUGAAGGUUUUUAUCCCAUCUUAUUUAUAUGUGCCGCGAUAGCUGUUGUGUUUCUUGUUGUAUACUGUCGAAAGAUACGCAAAUUCAGCAGGACGUCAGCAGUUUACAGUGGUUCAAGAAACUUUGACGUCACUGUGUUACCUGUGACCAGUAACGUUCCUUACGAUGUAAGGUACGAGAUGUGAUAAAAACAGUUUUCAAGUUGUCUGCAAUAAAUAGAAUAGCUCUCCGAUUCACAAGAAUAUAAUAUAUAUAAAAAAAUUGAAAGUCUCUUUUUUAAAAA